This is a messenger RNA of Auxenochlorella protothecoides, 1101 nucleotides long. RefSeq lists its product as hypothetical. The transcript is spliced from 7 exons. NCBI's taxonomy places the organism in Eukaryota, Viridiplantae, Chlorophyta, Trebouxiophyceae, Chlorellales, Chlorellaceae. The coding region runs from base 1 to 1101 and encodes 366 amino acids. Gene Ontology annotation, cellular component: U5 snRNP. The record is from RefSeq and is a predicted model, not a curated record.
AUGUCGAGUCCAGCCAAGAGUCGCAAGCGAGUGCGCUUCUCAGACCAACCUCAGAUUCGGGAGUUCGAACCUGCUUUGUUUCCUGCGGCUGAGUCGACGGAUCUGCAGGAUCUAGAGGGUGGCAUCGAUGCGGUGCACCUGACCACCGUGGAUCCCGCGAGGGCGGCAUCUGAUCGUGCAAAGCGGCGCAGGGAUGCCCUGAUGAUGAGCUUUGAGGAGGGCAUGGAAGGGGACGAGCUUGCCGCAGAGGCCGAGUAUGAUGACAUCCCUGUCUCCAGCAGGCUUGAGCAUUCGGCCCGGUUGGAGCCUUUCCACAUGAAGCGAGAGAGGGAGCUGGGUUACUUUGACGCCGAAACAGGGGACUAUGUCGAGUACGCAUCUCGGAGGGACGUCCCUGACGCGUGGGCCGAUGCACUCCCAGUCACCGAGUCCAUGGAGGAUGAGGACGACAGCGAGUCAGCUGAGGAGGCUGAGAUUGAGAUGGGCGCAGACAAGGGCGGCGAUCCUGCAUUGCUGAGGAAAACCAUCGUGCACGCCCUGCGUGAGGGCGAGACCGUGCUGAGCGCGCUCCGCCGCAUCGCCAGGGAGCGGGAGGUGGCGACGGGCGGCGGUGCUGCGGCUGCCCCGCUUCGGCGAGCGUCCAUGCUCCCGGCCGCGGCGGCAGCCUUCGAGGAGCUCACGGAUGCGGCGGCGCAGCUCAUGCGCAGCCUGAACAUAUAUGGCGAGGAGGGCGGGGAGGGGCGGGCCGAGACCCCGGUGUCGGAGCGGCCUCUGUCCCCCGCCGAUGCGGAGGCCCGCGCGGCGGGCGAGGGCGACUCGAAGGGGCCACGGCUCCUCCCUUCCCCGCUGGCGCAGGCCCAGCCCUCCCCUUCCUCGCCGGAGCCCAAGGAGGAAGGCCCUGCACCCAGCCCAGUUCCCUCCGGCGUGGGAAGCGACCCGCUGGACGGGUUCCAAUUAGACCCCGGAUCCGGGCAGUGGGUGAACCACUCCCUGGGCUGCACCUUUGACCCCGCGACCCAGUUGUACGGGGACGUGGAAAGCGGCGCGUGGUACCGCUGGCAGGACGGGCAGUACCACCCGGUCGUCACAGGCUCCUCCUGA